This is a messenger RNA of Closterium sp. Naga37s-1, 354 nucleotides long. NCBI's taxonomy places the organism in Eukaryota, Viridiplantae, Streptophyta, Zygnematophyceae, Desmidiales, Closteriaceae. The record is from the annotation of a GenBank genome assembly.
AUGACGGACGAGGCGCGUUCGAGGGACGACCGGAGCGCGCGCCUCGUCAGUCCCGGCGGAGAUCCGCGCGUGUUUCAGGCGGCGCAAAAGGCGGCGACGGUGGUUGGCGGCGCGGCCCUCCGCUGCCACGGACGAGGGGCGAGCGGCAUGCUCGCGUGCUGCCUGGUUCAUCCGCGCGGAGGUGUGCGCGGAGGUGUGCGCGGGAGUGUGCGCGGAGGUGUGCGUGGCGCUGCCCUCCGCCGCGACGGACGAGGUGCGGUCGCCAGGUCGUCUGAGAUGCGAGGUGUCUGCACGGGAUGGGCUGCUGUGGUCUUCCGCCUCGUGGCCCUACUCCCACUCGCUGCUGAGAUAUGA